ACUUGCCAUCAAGUGGAAACUUUCCAGUUCAACAACCAACACCGACUAGCCAACAUGUCUACCGCGACGAAACUUCCCUCCGGUGAUCGCUCCAGCUUCAACCUGCUCGAUGAGACCGAAUCCGUCGAGGCGGUUCUGGAGCAGGUGCUGGCCGCACCCGCCGAGGAGAACCCGUUCCACCUGUUGGAUUUGGACGACGUGGUCCGGAAGCAUCUGAACUGGCUGCGGGAACUCCCGCGAGUCAAGCCGUUCUACGCGGUCAAGUGUAACGAUGACGAGUCGAUCGUGAAAACGUUGGCACUGCUUGGAACUGGAUUCGAUUGCGCUUCCAAGGGAGAGAUUAGUCAGGUGCUGGGACUGGGAGUUGGUGCGGAGCGGAUCAUCUACGCCCAUCCGAUUAAGGCGAAGGAGUCGCUGGUGUUUGCCAGGAACAAUGGGGUGGGGAAGAUGACGUUUGAUAACGAGUGCGAGCUGGAGAAGGUGGCCAAGUACUACCCGGAAGCCGAGCUGGUGUUGAGAAUCCGGCACGAUUCGGACAAGGUGUUGAUUUCGCUGGGGAAGAAGUUUGGGUGUGAUGCUCGGCUUGACGGGCCGGAGUUGAUCCGGAAGGCUAAAGAGUUGGGGUUGAACGUGAUCGGAGUCAGCUUCCACGUGGGAUGUGGAAGCUUGGACGCGGAUUGCUUCUACAAUGCUAUCAAAUCUGCUAAGUUUCUGUUUGAGUUUGCUGACACUGUCGGAUAUCGGUUCUCGUUGCUGGAUAUUGGUGGAGGGUUCCCGGGAGACGUCGAUAAACCAAUUGGUGAGUUUGCAACGGCAAUCAACCGUGCUUUGGACGAGUUUUUCCCAAAUCUUGACGGGAUUCAGGUGAUAGCUGAGCCUGGAAGAUACUACGUUGGAUCCGCCGUUCGACUGCUGGCUACGAUUAACGGAAAAAAGAUCAUUCGAGAUCCAGCGGAUAGCUCACGAAUCCUGCAAGUCAUGUACUAUAUCAACGAUGGGGUAUUUGGAACCCUGUUUGACUGGGUCAGCCUACGGGCGAUCAACGAUCUGUCGCGGGCUAUCCCAAUUAUCACCAAGCAAAAACGAGAAAAGAUCCAGUUCAAGACCACCGUUUGGGGACCGACCUGUGACUCGACGGAUAUCGUCUGCGAGGACGUUGACUUUCCGGAGCACGACAUCGGCGAGUAUUUGCUGUUCGAGAACAUAGGAGCGUAUGGAAUUACGUUUGCGACCAACUUUAACGGAUUUCCCAAACCAACGAUUCAGAUUUACGUGAAAAAGCAGACGUGGAACGCCCUUGCUGCUCUCGACGGUAUCAAAUGGCAGGAUAAAACGUUUAAUUUUUUGCAAAGCAAACUGCAAAAUAAACCUGAAUAAAAUUCGUU
Molecule: messenger RNA, 1385 nt
Organism: Culex quinquefasciatus (southern house mosquito)
Lineage: Eukaryota; Metazoa; Arthropoda; Insecta; Diptera; Culicidae
Product: ornithine decarboxylase
Exons: 2
Coding region: 55-1377 (440 amino acids)
Cellular component (GO): cytoplasm
Molecular function (GO): ornithine decarboxylase activity
Source: RefSeq, a predicted model, not a curated record